CUACAGUAUUAAGUGAGUUACCGGAAUACGAAGUAGCAUAAAAGCUUCAAUAAACCGGCAAUAUUAUAAACCGAUGUAAUGAGAAAUAGAUAAAACCCUCAUGACAGCAACUAUCCUAGCCAUUCUUUGGCAAGAGCAAUAGGAGCUGCGAGCACCAUGGCCAAUGCGACGCAAGCCAGUAAUAUCUCCUUUAUUCCCGCCUUGAGUGUUUCGAAUUCCGGCAUACUCAUCUCAGCCUUAGCAUUGACAUGUUCUCCCUAUCAGACACGUCACGCAUUUCUAUCAAGCAGCGCCUACGCACAGGAUUCAUUAAAUCGGCCCUCUUCGACUCCAGGGCUGAUAAUCUCAUCAAUCUCUUUCUCUGGAUGCAUCGCAGUAAGGAAUGAAAGAACGCUUACGCACUGCCAAUGGUGCAUUAUGCCAGGUAGAUUGCCGCCUACUCCUACUCGGGGUCCGGUCCUGGUGUCAUUAGCUCGUUCUCACAGGGCUAUGCCAAACAAAGCAUGUCAUUAAGGGAAGAAAAC
Molecule: messenger RNA, 524 nt
Organism: Guyanagaster necrorhizus
Lineage: Eukaryota; Fungi; Basidiomycota; Agaricomycetes; Agaricales; Physalacriaceae
Exons: 3
Coding region: 157-513 (118 amino acids)
Source: RefSeq, a predicted model, not a curated record